CUCUGGGCUGCAGCUCAUCAGUCCGGCGCUGCCUCCUCCAGCAGCAGCAGCUCCUCUCUCUGCGCGCACAGACAUGGACAGAUCCAAACUCUAACUUCUUCAGCUCGUCUUCCUCCUCUUCUGCUGCACCUCUGCCCCCUCAGUGCUCCGAAUGAAAAGCUCCAUUGGAAGCAGCAGCAGUGGACGCAUGGAGAUCUAAUUUUGCUCCAUUUUUUUCGCUGAAGCUCGUGGAAGUUUUUGUUUUGCUGUUCCCUUGGUUGUUGUUUUUCUUUUAUUGUCUUUAUGGUCUCCUCAUGCGUCGGGAAUGCCAUGGCCACUCCGAGCGCACAGCAGCAGCACCAGGAUUAUUACAGAUCGGUGAGCAGCGAGUCCACCACAUACAUGAUGGUCCCGGCCGGCGGACCGACGGGGACGGCGCGCAGGGAAGCGCCGUCCAAGAUGUGGGUGGCGAUGGUGGUGAUAGUGGUCGUGGUGCUGCAGAUCGCCUCCACCACGGGGCUGUUUCUCUACCUGAACAUGUCCAUAUCGCAGGUGCGUAGUCAGGGUGUCACAGAAGAGCUGAAGUGUCUGAGUUUACUGAACGCUCUGGACAAAGACCAGGACAUCCCAGACCAGCUGGCCCAGCUCUUUGGAGAGCCUUGCAUCAAACUGGCCGAAGGCAUCAAAGCUUACAUCUCCAAGGUGACGGAGAACAUCAUCUCCAAACAAACCUUCAUCGAAGCGAGAACGAUGCCUCGCACUUUCAACAACUCGGGGUCAAAGUUCAUGACCUCGGUGGCCCAGAGGCCUUCUGCCCACUUGACCCUCAGAGACUCCGGCGCUCAAGGGAUCCCUCCCUACCUGAUCCCCACGGCCGGUCUGCACCAGUCCUGUCGUCAUGUGGUCCGCUCGUGGGCCAAUCAGAGCUUUGGUGCUCACCUGCACAACAUGACGCUGACCAAUGGGAAGCUGCGAGUGCCCCAGGACGGGCGGUACUACCUGUACUCACAGGUGUAUUUUCGUUACCCGUCUCCUGCAGCGAGUGAAGGAGACCAACGCAGCGUCAGCCACCAGCUGGUGCAGUGUGUCUACAAGAAAACGUCCUACCCGAGCCCCAUACAGCUCCUGAAGGGCGUGGGAACAAAGUGCUGGGCUCCCGACGCCGAGUACGCCCUCCACUCCGUCUACCAGGGAGGACUGUUCGAGCUGAGGGCCGGCGACGAGCUCUUCGUCUCCGUCUCUUCUCCGACCAUGGUGAACGCCGACGACUCCUCCAGCUACUUCGGAGCCUUCCGCUUGGACCUUUAAGAGGAAAGGCUUUGAAAGAAAAACAACAAACAAACAUGGGACAAUGGAUGGAUGGAUGGAUGGAGGAAAAGUUGGGCUGGAGACUUUUGAAUGUCCGUUGUUUGGGGGGGGAAAAAAAGGCUCAUUUGGAGAGAGCUGCUGGAUUUUGCAUCCUCAGUUUGCUCGGACGGAAACGAAAGGAUGGAUUGGAUUCACUCAAGUGAACGAUGCGAGAGAGUGUGUGGAGAAAGGGAAGGGAAAAAAUGGAUUUGUCUUCCUUACUCUUUGUUAUGCAAAAACCUAACCGUUGAGAUUAAGUUAUGCAAGGAUUCAUGUGCAAUCACUCCAAAAUAAAUGUGAGGAUAUCAACUUUCUGGUGAUUCUUGGGGAAGGAAAUUACUUUUUGGACGUGAGAGAGAGAGAGAGAGAGAGAGAGAGAGAGAAGUGAGCCACAGAAAACAUUAUGAAGUCUCCCUGUAAAAUGAGAGUUGCCCGAAAAUUAGGCCCACCCAUGCUGCCCUGAUCCCAAAUUAACACACGAAUCUCAGCGUAUCUCGCACAUAAACGGGCUCCUAAUGGGGAAGCAAGCGGACCCUCGGAUUUGGAUUCCAGACGGAAGAAUGUAAACACAAUAAAAACUUGAUCCUUUGCAUCGAAGAUGUGAGGAAGGACUGUGGACUGGUGAGAGGAGAGAAUCAAACCAAAGCAAAAAAAAAAUUGUGGAAUAUACGUUUUUUUAAAGUGUGCCAUGAGAGUACUGUACAUAUGAACGGCUGAGACUGAAAUCUGUGAUGAUUUUUAGAAGUGAUUCUUGUGUAUUUUACUUUGACUGGACUUAAAACCACUUGGACUUUGUGGAGGAUUUUCCACCCCGAGAAACUGAAACUGUGGAUUUUUAUGUUUGGACGUUUUGUAAGAGUCGGAAACAUUUGCUUCUUUGUACUGAAUACUGUAAAGAGACUUUGAGAAGCGACCUGCAGUGCCUUUAAAACAAAGGAGUGUAAGAAAAGGAAAGCAGGUUUUAAAGUGUAAACAGAAAUGAGCCCAGCAGAAGGAAAGAGAGAGAGAGAUAAAAGAGGCUGUCAAGGGAAUGCUGCUAAACUAGUCCACAUUCCUGAUAUCCCUUCUUUUCUCUCUCACUUUCACUUCGCCAUCUUUGUCUUUCGUUUCAUGUGAAGAAUUUGGGCAAUCUUGUCUUUCUUGUCCGCCUGGUGAAGCUGCGUUCACUUUUUGUGUCAAGGAUCACUUAAGAGCACAACCGGAGGGAACAAAAGGCGUGCAGAAUCAAAACAAGGCGACAGAGACUGGCUGUAUGAAAAGUUCACACACUAUUGUUUGAGUUGUUUCACAUCAAAUGAAAAAGGUUUCUUUGAAGUUUGAGUUACGAAACGAUUCCUCCAUUACACUGAAAUAAAUUCACUUACAUGUUUUGACA
This is a messenger RNA of Notolabrus celidotus (New Zealand spotty), 2701 nucleotides long. It is a transcript of the gene tnfsf10l, whose product is annotated as TNF superfamily member 10, like. Gene Ontology annotation, biological process: immune response. Lineage: Eukaryota; Metazoa; Chordata; Actinopteri; Labriformes; Labridae. The transcript is spliced from 7 exons. The record is from RefSeq and is a predicted model, not a curated record. Gene Ontology annotation, cellular component: membrane. Gene Ontology annotation, molecular function: tumor necrosis factor receptor binding. Bases 283 to 1287 code for a protein of 334 amino acids.